Rhinichthys klamathensis goyatoka is the source of this 1894-nucleotide messenger RNA. It is a transcript of the gene mfsd6l, whose product is annotated as major facilitator superfamily domain containing 6-like. Gene Ontology annotation, molecular function: transmembrane transporter activity. Lineage: Eukaryota; Metazoa; Chordata; Actinopteri; Cypriniformes; Leuciscidae. Gene Ontology annotation, cellular component: membrane. The record is from RefSeq and is a predicted model, not a curated record. The transcript has 2 exons. The coding region runs from base 184 to 1809 and encodes 541 amino acids.
UUGCCGCAGAUAGGAGGUCGGCCAUUGGUUGUUUGUCAAAGAGAAGGAAAACUUUUUGCACCUCAACUGGAUACGGUAUGGACAUGAAAAGUCAAAGAAACCUUUAAUCGACGAUAUUUUGUCAAUCAAACCAUGGUUUUACGGAUACGACAAAUCUCAGAACGCUAACUCAAGUCGACAAACAUGAAGAAGGGAGCAAUGCAGAAGAGCAGGCAGUGGAACGUGAAGGGAGCCUUGCGAAUGGCUGGCAUCUUUCACUUCCUCCAUUCCUGUGGCUCCGGUUGCCUACUUCCCUUCCUGACGCUCUACUUCCGGCACCUGGGUCUCAACGCCGCCAUGAUCGGAAUCAUCAUGGCGUCCAAGCACCUGCUCGCCCUGGCGUGGCGGCCGUUCUCCAGCGUCCUCGCCAGGCAGUACGACAAACGGCGGACGGUCAUAGUGGGCUCAUUGCUCAGCUCGGCACUGGUGGUUUUUACUCUUCUGCUCUUCCCGUCCGCAGGAAUCCAAGCUGAAAGCGGACGGUGUAACGCUAGUCAAUCCGAUGCUGAUCCUACCGCGCUUCUAGCCACGCUAGAGCAGAUGACGACAUCGCAAUCAAACGCUACUGUUUAUUCAGUGAAUCAAACUUCUUUAAGUACUGAACAACCUGUCGAAGUUAACACAUUUGUAAGUCAGAACUGGUCAGCAAGAGGAUUGAGAUCUUUGAAAAAGGAAGAAGGUCUUCAUUCUGAGUUCCUGGGGAGCCUGAAAGCUAUGGAUGCCCAACACCAGAUGUUCUUUCUGGUUCUCAUAGUGAUGGUUUUGUGGGAGUGCAUGGCCGCCCCGUUGGAAUGGACGGCAGAUGAUGGACUGUAUGAAUACUUGGAUUUCGUAGAUGCCACCGACCGCUAUAGUGGCGUGAAGGUCUGGAAGCAACUUGGGGCCGCUUUUGGCAACUGUGCAGUUGGUGUUCUAGUAACCAGCCUGUUUUGUCUUACAGGAACUUCAGUGGAGUUUUAUUCCUACACCGUACUCAUGAUCCUAACCAUACCUACUGCCGCCCUACUACCAAUCUACCUCCGAAAGCGUGAGCGCCUCACUAGUGGCGGCUUUAAGGCACUGCAAUUGGUGCAUGGGAACUCACAGGCGAUACUUUGUGCCAUCACUGUCGUUUUGAUGGGCAUGGUGACCUCAGCUGUGUCGGAUUUCCUCCUCUGGCAGAUGCAGGACUGCGGUGCAAGGGAAAUCCACAUGGGAAUCUCUUUAGCCCUGGUGCACCUAAGCCAGGCUGCCUUUGCUCCACUUUCUGGGCAUCUCUCCCGCUUUCUUAAGUACCACGGUUGGUUACUAGUACUCGCCGUCGUCAUUUUAGCCCUGCAAUGCCUUUAUUAUUCCUUCUUGUGGAGCCCGUGGGCCGUAAUACCCGCUCAACUGAUGGCAGGAUUCAGCACCGGCGCCCUCUGGUGGUCCGUAACAUCACAAAGCGAAGACAUCGCCACUCCAGGCACCGAAAAGACCAUUUUAAGGCUGUUUGAGGCACUUUCUCUGGAGCUGGGAGCUGCAUUUGGCAGUCUGACGGCCGGGUUCGUUGUGCAAAAGUUUGGGGUCAUGUUGCUUUUCCAAGGUGCGGGGGUCGUUUUGGCUUUGUGGAGUAGCGCUCUUGCUGUACUCAAGUGGAAGAUUCCUCGGCAGCGGCGGAUAAACUACUCACGGCUGCUGGCCGCCGACACCGAGAUCAGUGAGUCCGAGUCGGACCAGGAGAAAGAUUGGCUGGAGACAGCAAUGGAAGAUGACAGAGGGAAAAUAAGUGGACAAUGGAAAGUAAAGUAAAGAGUGACUUGUUAACAUCUACAGAGAGCAAUUUAAAAGAACUGAGAGUAAAAUGACACUAAAAUUGUUCAUUAAACUGUAAAAA